Messenger RNA from Schizosaccharomyces japonicus yFS275, 267 nucleotides. RefSeq lists its product as hypothetical. Gene Ontology annotation, molecular function: protein heterodimerization activity. Gene Ontology annotation, biological process: resolution of meiotic recombination intermediates; replication fork processing; double-strand break repair via synthesis-dependent strand annealing. NCBI's taxonomy places the organism in Eukaryota, Fungi, Ascomycota, Schizosaccharomycetes, Schizosaccharomycetales, Schizosaccharomycetaceae. The transcript has 2 exons. Gene Ontology annotation, cellular component: nucleus; FANCM-MHF complex. The coding region runs from base 1 to 267 and encodes 88 amino acids. The record is from RefSeq and is a predicted model, not a curated record.
AUGGAAAAAGACGAAGAGCUUCUCUCAUUAAAUACCUUAGCACGGAUUCUGACACUUUACUUUUCACCCGAAAACAGAACCAAAAUCACACCUACAGCAUUGACACUGAUUGCUCAGUACUUAAAGAUUUACACCAAAGAGGCAGUAUGUCGGGCGUAUGAAGAUAAGAAGGAAAAAAUGAUGACUGGCGACGAUGAUGAGGUUGUUCUAGAGAUAGAAGAUUUGGAAAACGGCGUUGCUGCGCAACUUGCCUUAGACUUUAGCUAG